AGUGCGGCAGAGAGGGCGGUGCGGCCGCGGUGCCUCAGAGUCGCGGCCUGGUCCAGCUCCCGGCCCCGGUGCCGCCGCCGCCGCCGCCAUGAACAUCCUUCCGAAGAAAUCGUGGCAUGUGCGGAACAAGGACAAUGUGGCGCGCGUGCGGCGGGACGAGGCGGCGGCCGAGGUGGAACGGAGGAAACGGGACGCGCGCGCGCUGCGGGCGGAGCAGGAGGUGCGCACCGAGCUCCUGCGGAAGCGGGCGCGGGUCGGGGGUCGCAGCCCCUCCCCCCCGGCCCCCCCCGUGCUGUUCCCGCCCCCCGAGGAGGCCCCGAACCGCGAGCACGAGGCUGAAAAAAGGCGGGAACAGGAACGCCGGGAACGGGCCCUGGGGGUCCUGACCUACCUGGGCCAGAGCGCGGCCGAGGCGCAGACCUGCCCCCCCUGGUACCUGCAGCCCCCGCGAAAAGCUGGGGAGGGGUCCCGGGAGGUGCAGGGGGCGCGCAAGGCCGUGCUGGACCCGCUGCAGGACAUGAGGAAGGGGCUGCACCGAGCCCCCAGCCCCACCAAACCCCCCCAGCCUCGGCAACAGAGCCCCCCCCGAGCCCCCCCGGAGAGGGGCGGGGCAGGAGGGCUGGCGGAGCUGCGGCGGCAGCGCCGGGCGCGGGAGGCGGCGGAGGCGGCGCGGAGCCGGGAGCUGCUCCGGGGGCUGCGGGAGCCGCGCGGGGACCCCCGGGAGCCCCGAGACCCCCGGGACCCCGAGCGGCAGCGGCCCUACAACAGCCAGUUCCACCCGCGGCUGGCACGGGGGGCCACAAAGUUCAACUGAGAGCCCGAAAUCCACCUGGGACACCCCCAGAAUUCACUUGGAACAUCCCCAGAUUCACCUGGAAUUACUGAUGGACAGUUCCACUCGCGGCUGGCACGGGGGGGCACGGGCUUCAACUGAGAGCCCGAAAUCCACCUGGAACCCCCCCAGGAUUCACUUGGAACAUCCCCAGAAUCGGCAAUGGACAGUUCCACCCGCGGCUGGCACGGGGGGGGGCACAAAGUUCAACUGAGAGCCCGAAAUCCACCUGGGACACCCCCAGAAUUCACUUGGAACAUUCCCAGAUUCACUUGGAGCAUCCCCAGAAUCGGCAAUGGACAGUUCCACCCGCGGCUGGCACGGGGGGGAACACAAAGUUCAACUGAGAGCCCCGAAAUCCACCUGGAAUUCCCCCAGAAUUCACUUGGAACAUCCCCAGAUUCACCUGGAAUUACUGAUGGACAGUUCCACCCGCGGCUGGCACGGGGGGGGGACAAAGUUCAACUGAGAGCCCGAAAUCCACCUGGAACCCCCCCAGAAUUCACUUAGAACAUCCCCAGAUUCACCUGGAAUUAUUGAUGGACAGUUCCACCCGCGGCUGGCACGGGGGGGCACAAAGUUCAACUGAGAGCCCGAAAUCCACCUGGAACCCCCCAGGAUUCACUUGGAACAUACCCCAAAAUUC
Camarhynchus parvulus is the source of this 1478-nucleotide messenger RNA. RefSeq names its product leukocyte receptor cluster member 1 (gene LENG1). The record is from RefSeq and is a predicted model, not a curated record. The coding region runs from base 89 to 814 and encodes 241 amino acids. The transcript is spliced from 4 exons. Lineage: Eukaryota; Metazoa; Chordata; Aves; Passeriformes; Thraupidae.